Molecule: messenger RNA, 5250 nt
Organism: Fonticula alba
Lineage: Eukaryota; Rotosphaerida; Fonticulaceae
Exons: 4
Coding region: 1-5250 (1749 amino acids)
Biological process (GO): ubiquitin-dependent protein catabolic process; protein ubiquitination
Cellular component (GO): cytosol; ubiquitin ligase complex
Molecular function (GO): ubiquitin protein ligase activity
Source: RefSeq, a predicted model, not a curated record
AUGGAUCGCGUCAUCGGGGCCAUCUGCUCGGCCAACAUCGCCAGCUUCCUGGACGCCUCGGCUCGGGAGCCCUUCCGCCCGGCGGCCCUGGACAACCUGGCCGGCGUGCCGGUGGACCUGUUGGAGGCGGCCGGCGUCGAUGCCGGAGCCUUCCGCCAGGCCCUCGGCCCCGGGCCCGGGGUCCUGCUGCUGCUGGGCGGCUGGCUGGGCGGCUGGCUGCGCGCGGCGCUGGCUGUGCCGCACUUUGUCUGGCUCUUUGUUCGGUCCGUCUUCGCCAGCCUGCUGGCCACCGUGCUGGAGGGGUUGUCGCCGGUGCCGAUUGCGCCGGCCACCAUGGCCGGCCCGGCACGCGGAGUCCUGCAAAAAGCGGCAUCGGUCCUGCGGGCGGCCACCGCCGGUGCCAUGGUCUAUCCUCCGGCGCCGCUUCCGCCGCUGGCCUCCUGGGGCGUGUGCUCCCCCUCGCUCAAUGUCACCCAGGCCCUGGCACAGCUGUUCGCGCCGAUGACCUUCCCGCCGACGGUCGGCGCGGCGGCGGCCCUGGCCCACUCGACCGGGGCCCUGGCCGGGGCCACGGCCGCCUCGGUGGCCGGGACCCCCGGCCCGGGGGUGCUGGCCUUCUCGGCGGCGCGGUCCUCGGCCGCGGCCCUGCUCCCCGGGGCCGCGGCCAGUGCCAGCCCGCUGGCUGCUCGGGUGACCAUGUCCGAGUGGCUGGACGGCCUGGCCGCCUCGUCGCAAACCCAAAAGAGCUUCCUCGUGCUGACCUUCGUCACGGUGUCCCUGGUGCUGGCGCAAUUUGCCGCGCGCUUCCUGGUGCACUUUUUCUACAUCAACCUGCCGGAGGUGUCAGCCGAGUUGCGCCUGCUUGGGCCCCGGGCGCGUGCCAUGGCCGUUGCCCCGCGCGCCGAGCCGCUGCCCGUCCGGCUGUACUUGAACUCCGAUGUCGGGGCCGCGGCCGACCCGGAGGUGGCCGAUGCGCCGGUGUCCACGCCGGCUGUCGGCGGAGGGGCCACCUCCCCUGGGGCCGGGGCCCAUGCCGAGGCCCAGGGGUCCGGCGUGCCGGCCGCCAGCCCCACGGCCGGGCUCCUCCGCCGGAUUGGCCACUACCUGGCCAACACCCAGCUGACCGUGCAGCUGAACAUCGCCCAGACGACCCUGCUGCCGAAUUCCCUCGGCGGCCAUCGGCUCCGGACGGCCGAAUUCCUGACCCUCUCCAGCCUCAUCGUGGAAAUCAGCACCACCAAGGCCCUGUUUGCCAUUGCCGCCAUCAACCAUGACAGCAGCCACAGCGCGGCCGGGCCCUUUGGCGAGCUGCUGGUCUGGUGGGUGUGGGUUACCAGCAUCGCCAUUUGGCGCAUCGUCCUGGCGGCCGGGCGUCAUCGGAUCCAAAUUUGCUCGGUCCUCCGGAAUGGGGCCCUGCACCGGGCCUUCCGCACCAAUGUCGGCACCACGGCCCGCUCGGUGGCCCACAUCUUCAGCCCGGAGUCCUUCCGCGUGCAGACCCACGAGAUUGUGGAGUUCUUCCCGCCGGCCAAUGGCCCCGGCAUCGGGGCCCCGACCGACCUGGCCCUGGGCACCGCCCCGGACGAGCCGACCGCCGUGGCCAUCAUCCGCAAUUAUGAGCAUGUCAUGCGCCAGGUGGCCAGCCAGCGCCGGUACACCGGGCUCUUGUGCGUGUGUGCCUUGCUCUUCGCCGGCAAGGCCAUGCACGCGGCCCUCGGCCUCGUCAGCAUUGCCCCGGCCAACUAUGGCUUCACCUUCGGGUCGCUGUUUCUUGUGCUAUAUGAGCCGAUCAUGCUGGCCCUGGAGGCGGUGUACAUCGGCACGCUGCUGCUGAUGACCCCGCUCGGGUCGCUGAAUCGCCCUGGCCAGCCGACCGCCGGGGCCCUGCUCCAGGAGGCGGCCGUGGCUGCUGCCGCUGCUGCUCCUGGUGCCACUCCGGAGGCCAUCGCCACGGCGGCGGCCGCGGCGAUGACGGCCGCGGGCACUUCCUCCCCCGCCGGCCCGACUGGCACGCCGCUCACCGGGCCGGAGGCCGAUGAGGAGACCCUCGGCCGGCUGCUGGCGGACAUGGUGUAUGUCCUGACCGGGCAUAGCCCGAAUGUGGGCGGCGGCUCGGCCACCGGGGCCGAAGCCUUCCCGCCCACGGGGCCGGCCCUCCGCGUGCGACAGUUGGCCGCCUUCUUCUCCGGGCAGCCAUCGGUCCUGACGGCCUGGAUUCACAGCCUCAUGGACGCCUCGACCCUGACCCUGAUUGUCUUCCACAAUGUGCUGACCAUCCUCCAUCACCGGUCGUUCUUCUCGCUGGUUGACAUGGUGCUGGUGCUGCAAACGCGCGAGGCCUUGCGCGUGCUCCUGCGCCGGGGCAAGCGCGCCCUGCGCACCCUGGUCCUCAACCAAAAGGUCCAUGCGGGGCUGAUCAAUGCCUCGCCGGCCGAGCUGGCCGCCUUCGAGGACCCGUGUGCCAUUUGCCGCGAGGAGCUGCUCAUCCAGGAGGAGGUCCCAGCCAGUGGACCAGGGGCCGGGGCCGGCGCCAGCACCCACGACCUCCCCACGGCCGGCAUCCCAACCGGCGGUUCUGGCGCCGAGGAUGACCCGGAAAAGCAUCCGGAUUUCUACAUCCCCAAGCGCCUUCUGUGUGGGCACAUUUACCAUUAUGGCUGCCUGCGGACGUGGCUCUUCCUGCAUUUCAACUGCCCCACCUGUCGGCAGGGGCUCUUCUCCGGGACCCCCGGCGGGGGGCCCAGCGCCGCCGGGUCCAAUGGGCCGGGUGCCGGCGGGGCCCUGGGCCCGGGGAAUCCCCUGGGCCGGGCCCCCUACUGGACGUGGGCCGUGGCUUCGGCGGCCAUGGGGGCCUUGGUGGCCCUGCUGCGCGGGGCCAUCUGGCUGAUCUUCGUGGCGCCGGUCCUCUGGCUGGAGGGUGUCCAGGCCCGGGUGUCGAAUGUGCUGGAGGCGCGUCGGCGUCGGGCCCGGCGCCGGCACUGGCGCCUUGCCGGGCUCGGGUGGGCCGACCCGCCGAAGUUCAUGCCGACCAUCCUGUCGGACCUGACCCGGCGCUUCCGGCAGCAUGCGCCGCCGGUGUCCUUCGACUCGGCGGCGCCGCUCGGUGCGGCGGCCAGCGCGGCGGCGGCGGCCGCCGCCGCCGCCACCCCUGGCCGCCUGGUCAGGCUGCUGACGUCCUGGCGCCCGGGGCGGCCAACGCGCGGGGCCGGGGCCCUCGCCGCCGGCACCGCCGCCGGGCCCAGUCCACCGGUCGCCGGCACCGACCUCGAGCCCCGGUCGACCGCCCUCGUGCCGGCUGGCGACAUGUCGGUGGCGGCGCUGACCGCGGCCACAACCCCCCCGGUUGCCAGCCCGCCGGCCACGCCGGGCCAGCCCGACCCCCACUUCCUCCCCCUGACGCCGCCCUUCUUCCGGAUGUCCCCCUUCGACAGCCUGCAGGCGCGCAUGCAGGGGCUCUUUGCCGGGUCUCCGACCGGCCGCGGGCCCAAUCCCACGGCCGGCGACGAGCUGGACGACCUGGACGAGCGCAUGGCCCAGGGCCGGGCCGGCGGGGGGGGGGCCUUCGCCGAGCCGGGCCCUUCGCUGGCCGGGGCCCCGGGCCCCGGCGUGCCGGCCAGCCCCGGCACCACGGUCACCACGUCGGAUGUCUUCGCCCAGGACCGGAUGUCGGUGCGGACGUUCCGCAACUUGCGCCCCUACCGGAUGGACGCGCGCGAGUCCACCAACGCCUAUGUGGAUCUGCUUGGGGGCGGGCCGCGUCUUGGCAGCAUCAAUGGCGCCGGGCACCCGCGGUCGCCGAGCCUGCCGCCGCAGCAUGGCGCCGGGCUGCCCUCCGCACGGGCGGCCCUGGCUCCGGCGGCCGGGGUCUUCCGCGGCGCCCAGUCGCCGCCCUUUGCCCCCUCGCGGCUGUCCCUCGGCUCGGUGGGCGGCCCCUCGCGCGUGCCCUUCCCGGCCAUCGAGGACAUGGACAACUUUGCGUACGAGCCCGAGGAGGAGGGCGAGGAGGAGCGCACCGUCCUCCACCUGCCGGAUGGCACCCAUGCUGCUGGGUGCGCACCGGCGACCACGGCCGCCGCGACCGCCCCGGAGGAGGAGCUCCUCCGCCGGCAGCUGGCUCUGGCCGAGGCGCUGCCCGAUGCCGUGGUCCCGCUGGCCGCGCGGCAGUCCCAGCCGCCUCGGCCGGCGGCCCUCGCCCUGCCCGGCUCGCCCCAGCCCACCAGGACCUCGGCUCGGAGCCCGGCCCCAGCGCGGCUGCACUUCCCCCCCUCGACGCGCCUGUACACGGCCCCGCGGUCGCCGAUCACCCGGACCCCGGCCCACCCGCUGCCGACUCCCGUUGCGGCGGCCGUCGUGGCCAAGGCGGCAAUGGUGGCCGCCCCGGCGGCGGCGACAGCAGCGGCGGCGGCCCCCAGCCCGACCGGCCCCGGCAGUGGUGCUCCCCCGGGCAAGCCAUCGGUGGAUGCCGCGGCCGGGUCUCGCGAGGCCGCCCUGGCUGUGGCCGAGGCCACCGGUCCUCCAGCUCGGCCCCGGCGCCACUUGCCCGGCAGUGCCACGGUCCGCCACGCCAGCAGCCUGCUGGCCUCCGGUCGGGCGGUUUCCGGCGUGUCGGUCUCGGCCGGCAAGAGUGCCUCCCCCCCAUCCCCCUCGCUCUCGACGGCCUCGACACUGGCCGACGCUGGAUCCCCAUCGACGACGGCCGGCGCCUCGCCCGAGGAGUCCCCCUCGUCGGAGACUCUAACCUCGGCCAAGGGCCCCGUCUCGGUGCUGCUGGUGGACUCGGUGGCCUCCACCUCCACCUCCACCUCGACCUCGACCUCGACCUCGACCUCGACCUCGACCUCGACCUCGACUUCGGUUGUGACGACGGCCACCUCGAUGGCGGUCAUCACCAGUGCCGGCGCCGCCGUUGCCUCGAUUUCUUCCUCCUCCUCCUCCAGCCCGGCCUCCUCCUCCUCCUCUUCCUCCUCCUCCGACUUGACUCCCCGGCAGAAGGCCUUCAAUGCCGCCACCCGGCGCCAGACUCGCCAGGCGCGCCAGGCCCGGCACUUGCAGGAGACCACCUCUGUGACGGCCUCUGGCCGGACACUGGGCGAGGAGGACCCGCCCCCCGGCAGCCGCACCCAGCAAGACGCUGCCCCCGCUCCAGCCCGCGAGCAGUCUCGUAAGCGGCGCCUUGUGUCGACGCCCGGCUCGUCCUCGCCGGCGGGCCGGGGACCGGGCACCGGUGGCACCCGUCGUCCGCGUACCUGA